Messenger RNA from Syngnathus typhle (broad-nosed pipefish), 1874 nucleotides. Its product is annotated as solute carrier family 22 member 7-like. Gene Ontology annotation, cellular component: membrane. Gene Ontology annotation, molecular function: transmembrane transporter activity. The transcript has 9 exons. The record is from RefSeq and is a predicted model, not a curated record. Bases 18 to 1622 code for a protein of 534 amino acids. NCBI's taxonomy places the organism in Eukaryota, Metazoa, Chordata, Actinopteri, Syngnathiformes, Syngnathidae. Gene Ontology annotation, biological process: transmembrane transport.
ACACACCGGCGCUCAUCAUGAAGUUCGAGGACAUUAUCUCUGACGUUGGCGGAUUCGGGAGGUUCCAGAAGAUGAUAGUGGCCAUCAGCUUCAUAGGUCGCUUCACACUGCCCUGCCACUUUCUGCUCAACAGCUUCAUCGCGGCGGUUCCUGCGCACCACUGCCUUGUCGCUGCCGGAGGGCUCUUCCCGAAUCUGUCCCAGGCAGACAGGCUCACCGUCAGCAUCCCAUUGGAGGAGGACGGCACUCGCAGCUCCUGUCGGAUGUUCGCCGAACCUCAGUAUCAUCUGCUUUUCAACACGUCUGACGUCACUCAGGUGCUCACCUUGCCUUGUCUGGAUGGGUGGGUGUAUGACAACACUACCUUCAAAUCCACACUGGCCACCCAGUGGGACCUGGUGUGUGAUCAAAGAAGCAGAAGCCAAUCCACGGCUACAAUCUUCUUUGUUGGCGUAAUGUUUGGAGCUGUGACUUUUGGAAGUCUGAGUGACAGGUUCGGUCGGAGGAUCAUGCUGCUGACAUCUUAUCUCUCUGGAAUGCUGUUUGGUCUCGCCAGUGCUUUCGCCACAUCCUUCCUGAUGUUUGCAGUGCUGAGAUUCCUGACCGGCUUUUGCAUGACUGGCAUAGUCAUCGUCUCUUUGGUUCUCUGUGUGGAGUGGGUGGACAUAGAGCACAGAAAGACGGUUGGAAUUCUUGACAGUCUUUCCUGGGCCUUUGGGAGCAUUUGCUUUGUACCCAUUGCUUACCUUGUGAACGACUGGAGGUGGUUGACUGUUGCCGUCACUUUGCCCGUCCUCCUGGGUCUCUUUACAUGGAGGUGGAUGCCUGAGUCGGCUCGAUGGCUCAUUGCCAACGGAAAGCUGGAGGAAGCUCAUUUGUGUCUCGUCAAAUGUGCCAAAAUAAACGGCACUGAGGCGUUGUGCCAUGGACUUCAACCUGAGACUCUGUCCUCCAUCGUGGUGACAGAGAAGAAAAGUCGAGUGUAUUCCUACUUGGACUUGAUGAGAACACCUAAAAUGAGAAGACUGUCCUUGUGCACUGGUUCUCUUUGGUUCACCAUAGCGAUUGCAUUCUACGGCAUCACCUUCAAUAUCAGCGGCUUUGGCCUUAAUGUCUACCUCACUCAGUUGCUCUACUCAUCAGUGGAAGUGCCGGGCAAAUUGUCCAGUUUCUUCUUACUGGACAGGAUUGGACGGAAGCGUACGCUGUUGGGAAUGUUGACCAUGCUUGCUGUCACUCUCGGAAUCAACAUUUUGAUACCAAAAGAUAUGUCAACCCUGAGAACAAUGGUGGCAGUCGUAGGAAAAGGCUUUUCUUCAGCAUCAUUUUGUACCAUAGUGCUCUACUCUUCUGAAUUGUUUCCCACAGUUGUCAGACAAAACGGGAUGGGCUUCAACUCAUCUAUGGCCCGAAUUGGUGUGGCCCUCGCUCCUCUGAUCCUUUUACUGGAUGACGUCUGGAAGGACCUGCCCCAACUCGUCUUGUUCUCCUCAGCUGUCCUGGCAGCAAUCCUGGCAUCGCAGCUGUCAGAGACACGCGGCCACUGCCUGCCAGAGACAAUUGAGGAUGUUGAAGGGGAAAAAAUAAGCCCAAACUUUGGUUCUCCCUGUAAUGUUACCUGAUAAGAAUUUCAUCAUAGCUUGUAAAGUUGGACCACUACCUUUGUCAUCCUGUUUCUCUCACACAUUCUCACUCAUGAAGCCUUGCAGCUUUUAUCAGGUAACUUGAUCUUUUGUGGAUUCAACUGGUAAACGAAUGCUUUAGAAUGAAGUUGAUGUGUAACACAUCAAGUGCAUUUCUGUCAUGACAUUCACAUUAGUAUUUAAAGCAUCAAGGUGUAGUAAGUCAAAGCUCCUUUAAUAAAGAAACAAAGC